CAGACUUAUGCUGCUGACAAAUAUUAGCCAAUGCGGAGCGAGUAACAGAGUUUCCAAUGCCCCCUAUGUUCCAACAAAGAAUCUUCAUUGAAGUUUCUUAGGCUUUUGUCUGAGAGUAAGGCUUAGAACAAGCCCUAACAGUCCGCCUUUGCUCCCUACGCAAUUGUUCCUUGGGGAAUUGAUGAGAACGGGAAGGAAACAAGCAGUUGUAUUUGGAUUAACUUUGGACGGUAUUCCCAACUAUAUAUGUGCGUCUAUCGAGCUCACUUAAGUACGCACUGUCUAGCUCAGCUUAUGGCUUCAAUUACAUCUCAUUCUAAUGUUAAGCUUAUUAGUGCAAUUCAUGAAAGUGAAAAUGGUUACCAUCUCAGUAGUCCCACAGCAGUUGCGGAGGUUGAAACAGUUGCUAAAGGAGAUGCCGCAGUGAAGGAAGACUCCAUUCAAAACCGAAACCAUAUAAAGGUUCCACUAAUCGAAAAUGAUGAGGGUCUUUUCUUGACAUGGGAAGAUUUGUGGGUGAGAGUAGCCUCAAAUUUAAAUGAGGGAGAAAAGCAUAGUAGUGAUGGAAGAAGCUGCAGAUCAAUCCUCCGAGGGGUAACUGGUUAUGCCAAACCAGGGCAGCUCUUGGCUAUAAUGGGUCCUUCUGGUUGUGGCAAAUCUACUCUUCUUGAUGCUUUAGCAGGUAGAUUGAGUUCAAACACAAGGCAAACAGGGGAUAUCCGUAUAAAUGGACAUAAACAAGCACUAGCGUAUGGAACUUCGGCAUAUGUAACACAAGAUGACACUCUAAUGACCACAUUAACGGUGAAAGAAGCUGUACACUACUCUGCUCAACUGCAGCUACCAGAGUCAAUGUCUAAGUCAAAGAAGAAAGAGAGAGCACAAGUGACCAUAAGAGAGAUGGGUUUGCAAACUGCCAUGAACACGAGGAUCGGAGGUUGGGGAGCCAAGGGCCUCAGUGGUGGCGAAAGGAGAAGAGUGAGUAUCUGCAUUGAGCUUCUUACACAACCAAAACUUCUCUUUCUGGAUGAACCAACAAGCGGACUUGACAGUGCUGCGUCUUUUUAUGUGAUGAGCAGAAUUGCAAAUCUUGGUCAUAAAUCGUCUCAGAGGACCAUAGUUGCUUCCAUCCAUCAGCCUAGCUCUGAAGUCUUUCAACUCUUUGACAAUCUUUGUCUUCUGUCUUCCGGCGAAACUGUAUAUUUUGGUCCUGCUUCUGCAGCGAAUGAAUUUUUCGCUGCAAGUGGUUUUCCAUGUCCAACUCUCCUACAUCCAUCAGAUCACUUCCUCAAGACCAUAAACAAUGAUUUUGAGCUGGACAUCGAGAAAGGUGUAGCAGGAAAGACACCCACAGAGGAAGCUAUUCAUACUCUCAUGAAGUCAUAUAAAACAUUUGAAAGUUAUCACCAACUUCAAAGACAAAUAGCUGAAUUAUACAAGAAGGCACGAGGCUCUCUACUAGCAUUUGUGGCUUCGUUUCUAACUUUCAUGGCCAUUGGUGGGUUUCCUUCCUUUGUGGAAGACAUGAAGGUAUUUGAACGUGAAAGACUGAACGGGCACUAUGGUGUUAGUGCAUUUGUUUUCGCCAACACAUUUUCUUCAAUGCCUUUGUUAAUGUUGAUUUCACUGAUUCCUGGCGCAACAACCUACUAUCUUGCUGGACUUCACAAUGGAUUUGAACACUUCUUCUACUUUGCUUCUGCUCUAUUUGCCUGCAUGAUGCUGGUUGAGAGCCUAAUGAUGAUAGUUGCAAGCAUCGUGCCGAAUUUCCUUAUGGGCAUAAUAGUUGGUUCUGGAUUGCAAGGGAUUAUGUUGUUAUGCGGCGGAUUCUUCCGGCUACCAAAUGAUCUUCCGGAUCUUGUGUGGAAAUACCCAUUGUACCAUAUUGCCUUCCACAAGUAUGCAUUCCAGGGAAUGUUUAAGAAUGAAUUUGAAGGAACAACGUUUCCGAAUGAUGAUCAACUUAGAAUCGGUAACUCUAAGUGGCUUAGUGGCGACAGCAUUUUGAGAGAUAUAUGGCAGGUGGAAAUGGGUUACUCUAAAUGGGUUGAUCUUGUUGUCUUGCUAGGAAUGAUAGUUCUGUAUCGAGCUUUGUUCUUGGUUAUCAUCAAGAUCACUGAGAAAAGGAAGACUAUUACCUUAGCUCUUCUGCCCAUGGCUCCGAAGCAAAGCAUGCAAGUAUUGGUGAAUCCCAAGAGAGCCAGCAGAAUCGUAACAACGUAAUAGCUUGUAUGUAUAUAUGUGUGUUUGAUGAUGAUGAUCGAUCAUCUAAUUAAGGUACUAGAAGAAAAUUGAAAAUAAGUGGUUUUUUUCUUUCUUUUUCUUUUUGGAAGAAGAAGUUUGGAUCAAUUAUAUUGGCUGUUUAAUUUCUGGACGCCAUGGGUGUGUAUUUAUAUUGUGGAGGUUCAUUUGAGGAUAAGCAGCUGAAC
Molecule: messenger RNA, 2429 nt
Organism: Rosa chinensis
Lineage: Eukaryota; Viridiplantae; Streptophyta; Magnoliopsida; Rosales; Rosaceae
Product: ABC transporter G family member 1
Exons: 7
Coding region: 247-2223 (658 amino acids)
Cellular component (GO): membrane
Molecular function (GO): ABC-type transporter activity; ATP hydrolysis activity; ATP binding
Source: RefSeq, a predicted model, not a curated record